CAAGAAUGCUUUAAAACAGCAUGGACUGAAACAUAAAGACUCUUCAGAGGUUCAAAUGUACAGGUGUAAUGACUGCAAUUACAAAACUAAAUACCAGAGUACUAUCAAACGGCAUCAGCUGAAACAUAAAGAUCCUUCUCAAAUUCAAAUAUACAAGUGUAACGAAUGCAAUUACGAAACAAUACAUAGGAGUUAUAUCAAAAAGCACCAACUGAAACAUAAAGAUCCUUCGCAGAUUCAAAUGUACCAAUGUCACAACUGCGAUUACAAAACUAUAAAUGAAAAUACUAUGAAACAGCAUCAAUUGAAACAUAAAGAUCCUUCUCAAGUUCAAAUGUACGGAUGUAAUGACUGCAAUUACAAAUCUAAAUACAAGCAACAUAUCAAACGGCACCAACUAAUACAUAAAGAUUCUUCACAGGUUGAAAUGUACAAGUGUAGUGACUGCGAUUAUGAAACGAAAUAUAAAAAAGAUAUUAAAAAUCACGUUUUGAAACAUAAGAGGCCUUCACAAGUUUGGAUCUAGUAUUUGUGAUUAUGAAUCGAAGUUGAAAUGUAUAUGUGUAUGACUACAAUUUCUAAACUAAAUACUGGGGUUAUUUCAAUCAGCACCAACUGAAGCAUAAAGAGCCUUUGCAGAUUCAAAUAUACAGUGUAGUCACUGGUUAUGAAUCCAUAUAUCAUUAAAUAUCACGUCCUUCUUAAAUGCAAAUGCACUGUGAUUUGCUAACAAGCAGGUGUAAGGAAUCGUUAGGAGACCUCAAUUGAUGCACGGAUAAAGUCUGCAUGUGUGAAUUACUGUCCACCAAAGUACAAAAUAUGGUCAAAAAUGGAGGCAUUUAAGAGAUACCAGGAAGGCCUACCUUGAAAAACAUGGGUUGAAAGUCGAAAAUUUGUCUUUAUAUUCAAAAUUAAUUACAUUUCUAGUAAUAUUAGAUUUUGAAAUUAAUAUUUAAUUUAAUAAAGUGCCAAAUAAAUUCAAAAGGCGAGUGAAAAAUCGAUUGCUGGCUUGUCCUUGUCCCAGCAUUUCAUUCCUAUUAAUCUUAAUGUCUCGCCCAGCAAUUUGAAGAAACCCAACAAUAGGUACAACGCCAUUCUUUGUAGUUAUUUUAGCAGUUUAGUAAUAUAGCAGUUAUGACCAGUGCAAAAAAUUAAUUACCGCUCUACUCUUGAAUGAAAUUUUGAAAUAAAAGUACUGGUCAAAA
This is a messenger RNA of Anoplophora glabripennis (Asian longhorned beetle), 1205 nucleotides long. Its product is annotated as zinc finger Y-chromosomal protein-like. Gene Ontology annotation, cellular component: nucleus. The transcript has a single exon. The record is from RefSeq and is a predicted model, not a curated record. The coding region runs from base 56 to 526 and encodes 156 amino acids. Gene Ontology annotation, molecular function: DNA-binding transcription factor activity, RNA polymerase II-specific; RNA polymerase II transcription regulatory region sequence-specific DNA binding. NCBI's taxonomy places the organism in Eukaryota, Metazoa, Arthropoda, Insecta, Coleoptera, Cerambycidae. Gene Ontology annotation, biological process: regulation of transcription by RNA polymerase II.